Messenger RNA from Cladocopium goreaui, 1789 nucleotides. The record is from the annotation of a GenBank genome assembly. NCBI's taxonomy places the organism in Eukaryota, Dinophyceae, Suessiales, Symbiodiniaceae.
AUCCAGUUUGUUUAAGCCAUUGGUGGGACCGACAGGCCAUGGCUGCUGCACUCUGGACCGAUCUCAAAGGCCAAGUGUCGAAGAUGAAGUCGACACAUUUGCGCACCUUGAUGGCAGAUCAGGUGCGGAACGAUGCCAUGUACGUCGCCAGUGGCCAGAUGGUUCUGGACUACAGUCGGCAAAAGGUGGAUACUGAGACCAUGUCCAAGCUCUUCGAGCUCGCAGACAAGGCAGGUGUGGAACAGAAGAAGCAGCAGAUGUUUUCGGGACAGAAAAUCAAUGAAACCGAAGGUCGCGCUGUCCUGCACUGUGCCCUGCGAGCACCACGCUCGGCCUCCAUCGCGGUGGAUGGGCAGAACGUGGUGCCUGAGGUUUGGAAGGUCUUGGACGCCAUGAAGGGCUUCUCUGAUAAGGUUCGUUCCGGCGAAUGGAAAGGCUUCACCGGCAAAGCCCUGACCGAUGUGGUGUGCAUCGGGAUUGGAGGCUCCUACCUGGGCGUGGAGUUUGUCUACGAAGCCUUAAAGACCGACCCGGAGGCUGCCGCAGCAGCCAGCGGUCGCAAGUUGCGGUUCUUGGCCAAUGUAGACCCCAUCGACGUGCAGAGGGCCCUUGAAGGCUUGAACCCAGAGACGACCUUGGUGGUGAUCAUCUCCAAGACCUUCACCACUGCAGAGACGAUGCUCAAUGCCAAGACCGUCAAGGCAUGGUUGGUGAAGGCGAUGGGCGAAGACUGUGUGGCGAAGCACGUGGUGGCCUGCUCUACAGCACUGGAUAAGACCAAGGCCUUUGGCAUCGACUCCAACAACGUCUUUGGCUUCUGGGACUGGGUGGGAGGUCGUUUCUCCGUUUGGAGUGCCGUGGGAGUUCUGGCGUUGUCUCUGCAGUAUGGCUUUGGUGUGGUGAACUCCUUUCUUGAAGGAGGGCAUGCCAUGGAUGAACAUUUCCAGAAGGCGGCGGCCAAAGAUAAUCUGCCCCUGAUCCUGGGAUUGCUGGACGUGUGGAAUGGCAGCCUGUUGGGCUACGAAGGUGUGGCCAUCCUGCCCUACUGCCAGGCCCUGCUUCGUUUCGUGCCACACAUCCAGCAGCUGGACAUGGAAAGCAACGGCAAGGGCGUGCAAAUGGACGGCACUCCUGUGGCGGUGCCCACCGGCGCCAUUAACUUUGGGGAGCCUGGAACCAACGGUCAACACAGUUUCUACCAGUUGAUGCAUCAGGGCCGUGUAGUGCCUUCGCACUUCAUCGGCUUUGCGAAGUCUCAAAAUCCAGUGGAGCUUCCGGGGGAGGCAGUCACCAACCACGAUGAGCUCAUGUCGAACUUCUUCGCACAGCCAGAUGCCUUGGCUCUGGGAAAGACCUCCGAAGAGUUGAAGGUUGACGGUAUCUCAGAGAAGCUCAUCCCGCACAAGACCUUCACGGGCGAUCGCCCGUCCCUGUCUCUCUUGUUGCCGGUAUGCAAUGCCUUCUGGCUUGGUCAGCUGCUGGCCAUGUAUGAGCACCGAACCGCCACCAUCGGCUGGCUUUUGAAUGUGAAUUCCUUCGAUCAGUGGGGUGUGGAACUGGGUAAGGUCCUGGCAAAGGAGGUGCGAGGCUAUUUGAGCCAGGCGAGGAAAGGCUCUGCAGAUGACUCCAAGUUCUUGCCGCCAACCAAGAAGCUCUUGGCCAAAUAUCUGGCGUGAAAGGGAUGGCAUCGUCGAUGAACGAGGAACCGCUCGUGAGUCCGGUGCAUCGCGCAGCUUCAAAAACAUCAGGGGUCGAAUAUGUGGUAUGAUUUACUGUACAAACAUGAUUU